Messenger RNA from Schistosoma margrebowiei, 845 nucleotides. NCBI's taxonomy places the organism in Eukaryota, Metazoa, Platyhelminthes, Trematoda, Strigeidida, Schistosomatidae. The record is from the annotation of a GenBank genome assembly.
GAUCAACAUUAAAUUCAGUAAUUCAUAAUCGCAUUCUUAAAGUCAAGGUCAGUCGAGCAUAACCAAUUUUACUAGACGGGUUUCGUGCGCCUCGAAGUUUAACCAUAUAUGUGUAUCGAACAGUUUAUCGAUGUUGGAAGAAGUUAAACAUUCUACUCCAGACUUUCGUACUCAGAAAAGAAAGUCUACCAGAAAGAGUCUUCUUAUAUGUACUCCUUUUCUGACUGAACAGAAUUUAGAUGAGCAUACUUUACCUAGUGAUGUAAAGUCAGAUAACGAAAUUAAUGACGACGGACUAACUGAUGAACUUGCCAAAAGGUAUCAGGGUGAAAGUCGGAAGUGGGAUCAAUUGGUAGAAGAAUAUGAAACACGUUUGAUUCCGGCCGAUAAUCAAAUCGAUAUGCCUUCCAAAGAAUGGAUUAAGACAGAUCGUGUAACCCGUAAAUAUGAAGAUAUAAUUUUUCCCAAAAAGUAUUUUGAUUCCUAUGAUUGCCUGGACAGUUUGGCGGACUCUCUUUUAGACACACAUAAUGAUAUAUUUUUUGAGUUAGAGAAACUUCCCCAUUUAAUCGAAAGACAGGAUAUGUUUUUAAAGAGCUUUCGGAAAAAAAUGCGUUUGAAACAAAAUAUUUCUCAAGAUUCAUACUUCGGUUCAGCAUCACCAUUGUCUGUUAUAUCUAACUACCUUGGAGCUGAAGUGUGACGUUUUUUUAAAAAUACAACUUGUUUCCACAUAUUUAUUAGGUUAAUAGCUUCAUAAUAAAUAAAUCUCAAUAGAAAACCCUUAAUUCAUAAAACGAUUAUUUUUAUGGUGUUUCAUUUUUCAUUAAAUGUGUUGAAUAGUA